Molecule: messenger RNA, 1035 nt
Organism: Parnassius apollo (apollo)
Lineage: Eukaryota; Metazoa; Arthropoda; Insecta; Lepidoptera; Papilionidae
Source: the annotation of a GenBank genome assembly
AUGUUGUGGGUUUCGGGUUUAAUAUUUAUAAUUUUUUGUGGAACUACAAGCGGUUAUAUUGUUAAGGACGAAUGUCCACCUGACGAGGAAUAUCUCACUUGCGGGUCAGCAUGCCCCUUAAACUGCACCAACCAGGAACCAGUUGCGUGCACAAAGAAUUGCGUUGCAGGUUGUUUUUGCAAGCCCAAUUAUUUGAGGAAUAAGAAUGGAACCUGUGUACGACCUGAAGAAUGUUUCGCUGAGACAUAUCCAGUCUGCGGAGAAAACGAAGAGUAUACGACAUGCGGUAGUGCUUGUCCUCUAACGUGCUCUCAAUAUGAACCUAGGACCUGCAUUCUAGUUUGUAUAGAGGGCUGCUUCUGCAAACCAGGAUAUUACAGAAACGAAAUCACCGGCAAGUGUGUAACGUUGGAUCAAUGUCCUGUCGCGGAGGAUUACCAAGUCUGCGGCGAAAACGAAGAGUAUACGACAUGCGGUAGUGCUUGUCCUCCAACGUGUGCUCUACCUGAACCUGGGGUUUGUACUCUAGAUUGUAGAGUGGGCUGUUUCUGCAAAUCAGGAUACUACAGAGAUGAAAUUACCGGCAAAUGUGUAACGCUGGAUCAAUGUUCUGUCGUUUGCGGCGAGAAUGAAGAGUAUAACUCAUGCGGUAGUGCUUGUCCUCGAAUGUGUAACAAACCUGCACCUGAGGCUUGCAUUCAAGUUUGCAGAGCGGGUUGUUUCUGUAAACCAGGAUACUGCAGAGACGAAAGUACCGGCAAGUGUAUCGAGCAGAGUAAAUGUGCUGACAAUCGCUGCCCCAAGAAUGAAGUCUAUAGCACGUGUAAUGCACGCUGUCAGCCAUCAUGCAACAACACUAACCCAGUUUGCCCGGAGAUCUGCGUGCCUGGGUGCGUCUGCGCUCCGGGUCUAGUGCGCAACGAUUGCGGUGAAUGUGUCAGCGUUGAUAAGUGCUUUGAGAAUGGGUCCUACGAGAGUUUUAUGUACAACUAUUUAAACAACCUUAUUAGACUGUAUCAAUCGUACUAUGCUUAA